UGCUUAAAAUAGAUUUAGCUAUCUUGAAGAGCAGAUUCGUAGAACAUUCGUGUAAUGUUGUGUGACAACUGUAAUGCAGCUGUUUGUUUGUUUGAUUUAUAAUUACAUUUUUCAGUCUUCACUGAAUCAAACCACCGCCGCAAACCAUUCACUCUUCCUAAGCCCUUUGUCGUGUCCUUUUUAUUUCACCAUUAUUACUACUAUCUUGUUAAUGUCUUAAAACACUUUAUUACUCCUUUUAAAAUACAAUUACUCUAAUCCUAGUACCUUCAUAUAUCUUUGAGAGAGACACAGAAAAGACACAGAUCUAUCAGAUUUAAGAAUUCUCAACAACAAGAUGCAUGCAAAGACAGACUCCGAGGUUACUAGCCUUGACGCAUCUUCCACCACAAGAUCCCCUCGUCGACAAGCAUACUAUGUUCAAAGUCCAUCUCACGAUGGUGAAAAAACAACUACCUCCUUCCACUCAACUCCUGUCAUCAGUCCAAUGGGUUCUCCGCCUCAUUCCCACUCUUCCUCUAGCCGUUUCUCCGGUUCCCGCAAAAUCAACAACAACCACCGUAACGCCAAACCUUGGAAAGACAUCGAUGUUAUUGAAGAAGAGGGUCUUCUUCAAAACCAAGAUCAUAACCGUUCUCUCUCUCGUCGUUACUAUUUCCUAGCUUUUAUUCUUGGCUUCUUUCUUUUGUUCACUCUUUUCUCUCUUAUCCUUUGGGGUGCUAGUAGACCCAUGAAACCCCAUGUCGUAAUUAAGAGUAUAAAAUUCGAUCAUGUUAGAGUUCAAGCUGGUUCUGAUGCAACCGGUGUGGCUACUGAUAUGAUCACAGUGAACUCAACUGUCAAAUUCACAUAUCGGAACAAAGGCACAUUCUUUGGUGUUCAUGUUUCGUCCACGCCUUUAGAUCUAUCCUAUUCAGAUAUCGUAAUUGGCACCGGCGAUAUGAAGAAAUUUUAUCAAUCAAGGAAAAGUCAAAGAUUAGUGAGUGUAGCAGUGAUGGGAAGCAAGAUCCCAUUGUAUGGAAGUGGUGCUAGUCUAAGUAGCACAACAGGUAUGCCAAGUACACCAGUGCCAUUGAAAUUGAGCUUUGAGAUUAGAUCAAGAGCUUAUGUGCUUGGAAAAUUGGUGAAACCAAAAUACUACAAGAAAGUUCAAUGUUCUGUCAUAUUUGACCCCAAGAAAAUCAAUGUUUCUGUUCCCCUCAAGAAGAAUUCUUGCACGUAUGAUUGAUUGAGUAAUAGAAAAGUGAUUAAUUGGUUGAGGAUACAGCUAAGAGAUGGAAAAACGCGUUUUGUAGUCAUAGAAACAUAAAGACAGGUUUGGAUUCGGUGGAAACUUGUGAUCAGCAUUACUUUUUUUUUAAACUUUUUUUUUAAAUUUUUUUAUUUUGUCCCAUCAUGUGAUAAUAAGGUUAAGAUGUCCUUAAUGUAUUAUUGUAUUCAUUAUGAAUGUUGUAAUUUUAUUAUUUUAGGUAAUUAUUAUAGACGAAAAAGUUGAAUUAUUCUUUUAUUAGUUUAUGAUGUUAGAUUUAUAUAUUCUAAGCUCCACCAUAUGGGUGAAGUCACCUAUUGUAUUGAUGGCCAGCUUGUUCCACACGGUAUGCCAAUUUUAUACAAUCUAUAAAAAGAAUUAUAAAGUCAAUUCAUGUUA
Molecule: messenger RNA, 1648 nt
Organism: Lathyrus oleraceus (garden pea)
Lineage: Eukaryota; Viridiplantae; Streptophyta; Magnoliopsida; Fabales; Fabaceae
Exons: 3
Coding region: 338-1228 (296 amino acids)
Source: RefSeq, a predicted model, not a curated record